UUUCAGGUAUUUCUUAAUAUAUAAUAAGUGCAUAUGAAAUUAUACAUAAAUCAAGCUAUUAUAGAUUUCACACAAAAACAUAAUAAAACUAUAUCAUAUAUUACUAUUAAAUCUUAAAUGUAUAAGGAAGUGAUUUGAAAUAUUAAUGAAUUUUGUCACCCCAAUUUCCUGGUUUCCUUCACAUCAGAAAUAUUACUUUAUCACCUUGUAUAGAAACCUGUCUAUCACUUACCUGUAUAAUUGAAAUUGAAUUAGACCCUUCAGUUUUCACAAGUAAUGUAAAGAAAUUAAAAGUAGACAUUUUCUAACAAUUAAAAUGGUCAAUUAUCACAAUAUAGUGACAUACCACAGUCUAUAAUUGCUUUAUUGCUGCUCUUAUCAAUUAGAUCUUUUAAUGAUGAGAAUAAUUGAUAAAAAAAGGGAGCACAAUUUAAAAAAUAUAGAUAAUUAUUGAAGAUUUGAUGAUAAUUUUUCAAAUUGUGCAUUGUUUUUGAAAGGAUGUGCUUGAUUAAUUGACCAGGAGUAAAUGUUUUUAAAUCUUUAGUUAACCAACUCAGUGUCAGAUCUACUUGAUUAGGUUGACCAAUGAAGUGAAACAAUUAGGAUACUCCUAGUAUAAAAUCAAAUUGGCCACUGGCAAUUUCAAACAUUUGUGUUGUGAAUUUUACUAGAUACAGUACAGUGAAAUAGCCUUAAGUAUUUGGAAAUAUUUGGAAUAGCCUUAAGUCUCAGAGUUUUUGUGAUUGAGUUGUGACUUUGUGUAUUUGAUAGUGACUUAAUUUGUUAAUGAACUAAGAAAAAAAUCCUGCAAGCCAUAUUGCUUGAGGUACUUUUUUUGAACAUUUUGAUUGAUAAAAAGUGAGGUAAAAUGGCAACUGAGUUGACACCGCUACCAAAUAAUAAUAACAACAUUGGAAUGCCGGGAGACUUGAAACCAAAUGUACACUUUACGGAUUUAGGAAGAGCUUCCCCUACCUACUACAAACAGGAGAAUGUUCAGUCAGCAUUUGAACGUGUAGAGAAUGGACACCUAGGCGGCGAUGAAAGACGAGAUUUAUUUAGCAACCAGUCUGGAUUUCUUCCUGCACCAGUCUCUUCAGUUGGAUCAUCACACUUUACAUCAUUUCCACCACAGAUUUCGGACUACCAGACGCCAUAUUUUCCACCACCGUUUAAUCCCAUUCCACAUCAGCCUCCGCAGUUUCAGUCACAUUUUAACCCAGAUCCUUACUCGCAUUUGCCAAAUUUUCCAACAACGCAGCAUCAUUACCAGCCGAUCACAUCAGUGUCAGACAGAAGCUUGCAGCAACAUCGCGAUGACUUGCAGAAUUUACCUGGAGCCCAGAUUCAUAAUGAUUACGGUGUUAUGCCAAAAGCAGACUAUCAGAUGCAUCCUGGAAUGCAGCCGAUGGCUUUUGCUGAACACGACCAAGACAUGAUGCACAUGAAUGGCGGUGAUUUUAUGAAUGGUGACAAUAGCGAAGAUGAAGACAGUGGCCAUGGAGGAAAUAAAACUUCCGUUAUCAAAAGAGUGGUACAACCAAAGACAGAAUUCUCAAAACCAAUCAUGGUAAAUGGGAUGGCACAGGGAGUUCAAAUGGAUGUAUUCUGCGCAGUGCCAGGACGCCUUGCGCUUCUCAGCUCGACUUCAAAGUAUAAGGUUACAUUAGCCGAAGUUCAGCGCAGGUUAAAUCCCCCAGAGUGUAUUAAUGCUUCCUUGCUAGGGGGAAUCUUGAGGAGAGCAAAAGCCAAAAAUGGAGGACGAUGCCUUAGGGAGAAACUCGACAAACUUGGUAUGACUUUACCAUCAGGAAGAAGGAAAGCUGCAAACGUUACCUUGUUCACAUCUCUAGUUGAAGGCGAAUCUAUUAGACUAGCUCGGGAUUAUGGUUACCUAUGUGAAACAGAAUUUCCAUCUAAAGCAUGUGCAGAGUACAACUCGAGACAGUACACAGAUCCAAAUGACCAGCAUACCAGGAAAAACAUGAUACUGGCCACAAAGCAAAUUCUCAAGGAGUUGAUGGACUUACUAAACCAGGAUCGAUCCCCGCUCGGCAACACACGACCCCAGGUUAUACUGGAACCGAACAUGCAGCAUCAUUUAUCACACUUCAGCCUUAUCACUCACGGAUUUGGUUCUCCGGCAGUUGUUGCAUCACUAACUGCAGUACAAACUUAUCUCAAUGAAAUGUUGAAAAUAGUGGACCCAACUAUGAAAAAUGGAGAAAAGAAAGGAAAAUAGAUUUUAUUCACAUAUAUGAGAUAACAAGUGACUUACCAGUAUAUUUGAGCCGUGCCAUGAGAAAACCAACAUAGUGGG
Molecule: messenger RNA, 2320 nt
Organism: Mercenaria mercenaria
Lineage: Eukaryota; Metazoa; Mollusca; Bivalvia; Venerida; Veneridae
Product: transcription factor AP-2-beta-like
Exons: 2
Coding region: 869-2242 (457 amino acids)
Biological process (GO): regulation of cell population proliferation; regulation of transcription by RNA polymerase II; anatomical structure development
Cellular component (GO): nucleus
Molecular function (GO): DNA-binding transcription factor activity, RNA polymerase II-specific; RNA polymerase II transcription regulatory region sequence-specific DNA binding
Source: RefSeq, a predicted model, not a curated record